Molecule: messenger RNA, 426 nt
Organism: Trypanosoma conorhini
Lineage: Eukaryota; Euglenozoa; Kinetoplastea; Trypanosomatida; Trypanosomatidae
Product: lactoylglutathione lyase-like protein
Exons: 1
Coding region: 1-426 (141 amino acids)
Cellular component (GO): cytoplasm
Molecular function (GO): metal ion binding; lactoylglutathione lyase activity
Source: RefSeq, a predicted model, not a curated record
AUGUCAACAAGACGACUGCUGCACACGAUGAUUCGUGUGGGGGAUUUGGAUCGCAGUAUCAAAUUCUACACAGAGGCCCUCGGUAUGCGCCUGCUGCGAAAGUGGGACUGCCCAGAGGACAAAUUCACACUGGCUUUUCUCGGAUAUGGCACCGAGUGUGAGACUGCGGUCCUGGAGCUUACCUACAACUACGGCCAGAGUGAGUACAAGCACGGGGAUGCGUAUGGGCACAUUGCAAUUGGUGUGGAGGAUGUCGAUGGAGAAGUCGCCCGGUUGAGGGCAAUGAAUGUGCCGAUCGACUAUGAAAGCGGCGAUGGUUUCAUGGCAUUUAUUGUGGACCCCGAUGGGUACUAUAUCGAGCUUCUUAACACGGAACAGAUGAUGAAAAAGUCCCGAGAGCACAUGAAGCAACAGGGCACGGCUUAA